AUGAUGCAGAGCACGCGUCGCGGAAGGCACACAGCGAAGCCACCGAAGCCCAGGGCUUUGGCUUUUCCCCUCCGGGCGUUGAUCGAGAGGAUAAAUUCCAACGAAGAUCCACCUUGGGCCAGCUAUCUUAGCGCUGGGGUUGUUCGUGCAGAGCGAUCUGUGCGGCAAGAAGUGGACCGCGUGCAAGAUACUCUGCCGCGUUUGCUCGGCGCGCGAAAGAUAGAAUGCGGGCUGGGAAACCUUAGCAGUGGUGGAUGCUGUGGUGGCAGAGACAUUGUUUUGACCGGUGGCGUUGCUGGCAGCAUUACUGGCGGCAUGACUAGUGGCAUGACGAGUCUGGUUGGACGCGUCUGGGAGUUGUCGCAGGAUUCUAAAGGUUGCCGAGACGUUCAGCUUGCGCUGGAGCAAGCCGGUGAGGAUCUUCGGCGCCUUAUUGUGGCAGAAGUCGCUGGGCAUGUGCUGGAUGCCAUGCGAUGCCCUCAUGCGAAUCAUGUCCUUCAGAAGUGCAUCACCUCGUCCAGGCCUCCAGACUGUCAGUUCAUCAUCGACGAGAUCAUGGCUUGCAACGGUUUUGUGGAACUGGCUGCUCGCCACAAAUACGGCUGCCGCAUAAUUCAGAGGCUGCUAGAACGCUGUUCUACAGCUCAGGUGGAGUGCGUGGCGAACGCCAUCCUGUCUGAUGUUAGUGGGAUUGCACGCCACCCCUACGGCAACUAUGUCUUGCAGAAUUUGCUAGAGCAUGGUACACCAGCUCAUCGUCACAAGCUGGCCGAGGAGCUCAGAAAGGAGAUCGUGCCCAUUUGCCAGGAUUCCUUCGGGAGUGCAGUGGUUGCUGCAGCAUUGUCCCAGCUUUGUAAAGAGGAUGCGAUCUCCCUGGCGCGAGCCAUCGUCCAGGAACAAGGGCUGCUGACGUUCAUGGCCCAUGCACGCCACGGCCAUUCGGCUGUACGUCUUCUUCUCCAGGCCCUGGAUGGGCCCGAUCUGGCCAGAGCCCGCGAGUUGCUGUGCGCAGAGCUGCCGUCCCUCAAAGUCUCCAGGUAUGGCAGGAUCGUCGCCAGCUGGCUUGAUGCAGAGGGCAGAAAGUCUGGUGCAGCCGCCUGCAGGGCCGCCUGA
This is a messenger RNA of Symbiodinium sp. CCMP2456, 1113 nucleotides long. NCBI's taxonomy places the organism in Eukaryota, Dinophyceae, Suessiales, Symbiodiniaceae. The record is from the annotation of a GenBank genome assembly.